Messenger RNA from Drosophila kikkawai, 1427 nucleotides. RefSeq lists its product as uncharacterized. The record is from RefSeq and is a predicted model, not a curated record. NCBI's taxonomy places the organism in Eukaryota, Metazoa, Arthropoda, Insecta, Diptera, Drosophilidae.
UCUGACUUUAAUGUCAUUAAUAGAGUCAAAGUGUCCAGAGAAAACCUGGGCAAAAAAAAUUAAAAAAUCUUGUUUUACAUACAACAAUGUCAAUGCAGAAUCGAAGCUAUAGCACUGUCGCACUCUGGCUACUGCCAAUGUUAAUCCUGUCAGGCGUGGGGCCAUCCGGGAACAACAAUGCUAAUAAAUCCCCAGAUGUCGAGGUUCCCUGGAGCUGGGAACAAUAUGAAAGGAAAGACCAAAAUGAUGGGUGGGACCAGCUGCCUCCAGAGUCACGCUUCCUUCACGAUAUCCAUGAUACCAAGUUAUUAUUUAAGGAGUUAGACGACCUCGAUCGGAUGGAGAAUAAGCCCAAAAAUCCUAGCAGCUCCCAGACCCACAGUCAUUUUAAUAGUUUGCCAGUUGGAUUCAAGACACACAAUUCUAAACAGGACAAAUAUAAAGGGUUCCUUGGCCCAUUGGACUUGGUGCUAAUGGACGCUUCAGGUGUGGAGCAAUUCGAGAAGAUCAAGAGCUACCGGCCGGUCAACAAUUGGAAUGAAAAACCCUCUGAGGGUGUUCCAAGGACUACGGCAACUCCUUCCUCUACCAAAACCACCGCAGUUAUUUGCCCCUCGACCUACUGUCUGCCAGAACCCUCACCUUUUCCUCCUGCCACGUCCAAUUGUCCAGCUUCAGCGGCUCCCACAACGUGUAAACCUCCGCCACCUUCGUCCACUUCGAAACCAACUACCAUAGGUUCCAAAUGCCGCAAGAAAUCCAAACAACUAUCACCAAAAACGGCCAAGAAUCUCUUGGAAAUUAUUUUAGCCACCAAGAAACAUGUUCUUUCAGUGCUAAAAGCCCUAAACUACCUGGAGAUGGAGGUGCGAAGUCAUUCCUCCGAUGACUGUCCGCCUCAGGGCUGUAAGCUAAAACAAUCCCAGCCGAAAAAGAAGCCUGAUGAGCAAAUGGAGAAACUCCUGACGCCAUCUUCCUUCACAAAUUCCCAAUCCUUCUUUUUUGGAAUUCGACCGGCAAGCCAAAUGGAAAGUGACUUUGACAUGGUGUUGGCGAGAGAGGAGGAGCUAAAGCUGAAAAGUCGGGUAUGGGAGGAGCAUCAGCAGCAGAUGAGGGAAAUGCCGUCCACUAAGUCAAGCAAGCAUCACAUGGCUCCACAGGCAGCUGUUCGACUGGAGGACAUACGGGAGUCUCAAUUACCGCAGAAGCCACCUGAGCAUAGAAACCCGUACAAACAUCUUCCCAGCAAGGAUUCCUCUGAUUUUGGACCCACUUGGUAUACGUCUGACUUGAAUGGGGGCCAUUUUAGUAUAUAAUAUGCCUCAAGACACACCGUAGAUUGUAAAUUAGAAAAUAAGGCAGAAAUUUAAAUUGUUGUAUUUGUAUUGUAUUAUUAUUUUCACUUCUUAAUAUGAGUGGCAAAUUUA